GAGACCUUUGUUGGAGUGUUGCAUCUCAUAUUGAAAGCAUGGAACUAAAAAGGAAAGAAGAAAGACUUAAAAUAGAAAGCAAGUUAGAUGAGAAGAGUUAGUUAGAAAAGUUGUUAUUUCAGUUUAUUUUUGUUACUCUGUUAUUGUGUCAUUGAUGUGUUAUAAAUAGGACUCAAGUCUGAUGUAAUUUUUUAGUUUUCUUCUCUGCAAUCCAUUUUCUUUUGCAUCCUCUGUUUCUUGGUGUUUUUCAUCAGUUUCAGGUUCUUCUGAUUCUCAACAUGGUAUCAGAGUCAAACCCUAAAGCUUCCGCAACCUAAAUCGAUCAAUUUCUUCUCAACUUCUGCCUUGCGAAAUUCUGCUCUGGAAUUCUUGCAUUGAUCGUCUUCCAGCUUCUUGCAUUUUCUUGAAUAAAUUCUUGAAAAUGAGUUUUGGUGAUUCUCCUCUUGUCAAUCCCUCUCCUGUGCUUCCUUCUUCAUCUAAUUCUUUUAAUCAGCCUCCUAUCAAUCCUUCAGAUGACUCAUCGAGCCCGUAUUACCUACAUCCAAGCGACAAUCCUGGUGCUUUGUUAGUAUCAGAAAUCUUCAAUGGAGAAAACUAUGUUGCAUGGAGUCGUUCGAUAAUCAUUGCAUUGACAGUCAAAAACAAGGUACAAUUUAUAGAUGGUUCAAUUGUUUCUCCCUCUAUUGAUCAACUUGUUAAACACACAGCAUGGUUAAGGGCAAAUAAUCUGGUUCUUUCUUGGUUGAUGAAUUCCAUUUCAAAAGAAAUACGAAAUAGCUUGCUGUUUGUGGUAUCUGCUGUUGAUCUUUGGACUGAGCUUAAAGUAAGAUAUCUCAGGAGUGAUGGACCAAGGGUUUUCCAACUUGAGAAAUCUUUGAGUUGCAUCAGUCAAGGUGCUUUGUCUGUUACUGAAUAUUUUAGUACCUUUAAGACCUUUUGGGAUGAGUACAUUAGCUAUAGGCCAUUUCCAACAUGCACUUGUGGCAAGAUGGCAACAUGCACUUGUGAACUUUUCAACUUUCUACAAAUCAGACAGCAAUCUGAUUAUGUACUCAAAUUCUCGGUGGGGUUAAAUGAUUCUUAUGCCUCUAUCAGAAGCCAAUUGCUGCUAAUGGUUCCAUUACCAAACAUGUCCAAGGUUUUCUCUCUACUGCUUCAAGAAGAAAGUCAGAGGCAACUCACAAAUUCUGCUACAUGUAAUGAGACUCAUGCUUUGAUGGCAAAGCAAUCCAAUCAGCAGAGUUACCAGCCACAAUCUUUCAAGGACAAACCAAAGAAAUCUGCCCUACACUGUACUCAUUGUGGCUAUAAUGGUCACACAGUGGACAAAUGUUUUCAACUUCAUGGUUAUCCCCCUGGCUGGAAUGGACCAAAAGGAAAAAGAAAUAUGGCUUCUGCUCAUGCUGCCAUUACUACUCCAAAGGUUCCCAAUCAAAAUAGCAAUGAGCAACAAAAGUUUUGUUUCACUCCAGAGGAAUUUCAUAAACUAGUGGCGCUUGCAAAUUUAGUUCAACCCAAUUCUUCCAAUCAGAAUAAUGUCCAACCAGCUGUUAACCUUGUCACCACCUCUCACUUUUCUGGACCAGUCAAUGGAGAAGAUGAUUGGGAUUGCUCUUGAAAAAGAAGGACUUUACCAUCUAAUUCCAGCUUCAUCACAAGCUAAAACCUGCAAUUCAUUUCAGUUUAAUUCUGCUCCUCUUGCUUUGUCCUCUAUUCACAAACACUUAGAUAUAUGGCAUUGUAGAUUAGGACAUGUAUCUAGUUCAAGAUUCCAUUCCCUCAAACAGAUUGACUCUGCUAUCACUCUUGAUCAUACAAAUGUUUGUGACAUAUGUCCUUUAGCAAAGCAAAGAAGGCUUCCUUUUUCUGUAUCACAGAGUAAUUCUAAUAAAAGUUUUGAUUUGAUCCAUUGUGAUAUAUGGGGUCCCUUUGGCACUACUUCUUAUUCUGGUUUUCGAUAUUUUUUAACUAUAGUCGAUGACUUCACAAGGUGUACUUGGGUAUACAUGAUUAAAGCUAAAUCAGAAGUGCCAUCUUUAAUAAAAAAUUUCUGUAAAAUGGUAGCAAACCAAUUUUCUUCUUCUGUCAAAGCUAUAAGGUCUGAUAAUGGACCAGAAUUCUUACUUACAAAAUUCUAUCAUAAAUAUGGUAUUUUGCAUCAGAGAAGUUGUGUCGAAACUCCUCAACAAAAUGGUGUUGUGGAGAGAAAACAUCAACAUCUACUAAGCACUGCUAGAGCCUUAAUGUUUCAAGCAAAUCUACCAUUAAUUUUUUGGAGUGACUGUGUGCUUACUGCUGCCCACAUAAUCAAUAGAAUUCCCACUCCUCUACUUCAAAAUAAAACCCCUUUUGAAAUGCUUUUUAACAAAACACCUAACCUUUCUCAUUUAAGAGUUUUUGGCUGCCUUUGUUUUGCAUCCACUUUAACUAGUCACAGACAAAAAUUUGAUUCACGAGCCACAAAGUGCAUCUUCCUAGGAUAUCCUUCUGAUAUUAAGGGUUAUAAACUCAUGGAUCUAAACACCAAUAAGAUCCUUGUUUCUCGGAAUGUCAUAUUCCAUGAAACAAUUUUUCCUUUCCAAGUGUUGCCCCAACAUCCUGAAACUCAUUCUUUUAUGUUUCCUCUUUCACAAUCCUUUUCAGAUUCACCUUCUACCACCUCCUUCUUCAAUUCCUAUCAUAAUGUGGGAUCUGCAUCACCACCUAAUAAUUCUC
Messenger RNA from Vitis vinifera (wine grape), 2715 nucleotides. RefSeq lists its product as uncharacterized. NCBI's taxonomy places the organism in Eukaryota, Viridiplantae, Streptophyta, Magnoliopsida, Vitales, Vitaceae. The coding region runs from base 422 to 1618 and encodes 398 amino acids. The transcript is spliced from 2 exons. The record is from RefSeq and is a predicted model, not a curated record.